Sinocyclocheilus rhinocerous is the source of this 1190-nucleotide messenger RNA. Its product is annotated as porphobilinogen deaminase-like. Gene Ontology annotation, cellular component: cytoplasm. Gene Ontology annotation, molecular function: hydroxymethylbilane synthase activity. The annotation marks the transcript as partial. NCBI's taxonomy places the organism in Eukaryota, Metazoa, Chordata, Actinopteri, Cypriniformes, Cyprinidae. The record is from RefSeq and is a predicted model, not a curated record. The transcript is spliced from 12 exons. Gene Ontology annotation, biological process: heme biosynthetic process.
UUACAGGAUGCUGAUGGCAAAGUCAGCAGGGUGAUCCGUGUUGGCACCAGAAAAAGCCAGCUGGCUCGGAUUCAGACAGACAGUGUUGUAGAGAAACUCAAGGAGUUACACCCUGAUGUUCAUUUUGAAGUAGUGGCUAUGUCAACAACAGGAGAUAAAAUUCUUGACACAGCUUUAUCCAAAAUUGGUGAAAAGAGUCUCUUCACAAAAGAACUGGAAAAUGCUUUGGAAAAAAAUGAGGUGGACCUGGUCGUGCACUCUUUGAAAGACUUGCCAACUGUUCUUCCUGAAGGCUUCACUAUAGGAUCUGUGCUGAAGCGAGAAAACCCCCACGAUGCUGUUGUUUUGCACCCCAAACAUAAAGGCAAAUUUCUAGAAUCUCUAGCCAAAAAGAGUGUUGUAGGUACCAGUUCUCUUCGCCGGGCCGCACAACUAAAGAAAAGAUUUCCCCAUCUGGAGUUUAAAGACAUUAGAGGUAAUCUCAACACUCGUCUAAAGAAGCUGGAUGAAAAGGAUGACUUUUCAGCCAUAAUUUUAGCAGCAGCAGGUCUUCGGAGAAUGGGCUGGGAGAAUCGCAUCAGCCAGAUCCUUGGGCCUGAUGACUGCAUGUAUGCAGUUGGACAGGGCGCUCUGGCAGUCGAAGUGAGAGCUCGAGACCAGGACAUCCUGGAAAUGGUGUCAGUAUUAAAUGACUCGGACACUGUGUUGAGAUGCAUCGCGGAGAGAGCCUUUCUCAAACACCUGGAAGGGGGAUGCAGUGUUCCAGUUGCUGUUUACACUGAAGUUAAGAAUUCACAGCUCUACCUGACUGGAGCGGUGUACAGUCUCGAUGGUUCAGACAGUCUGAAGGAGACCAUGCAGACAAGCAUCAGCUCUGACAAUCAGGCUGAGGAACAGGAGAAGGUUGAUGAGAAGGUCCAGCGUGUGGGCAUCACUGCUUUAAAGGUGUCAGAAGCAGCCCAGGACGCCGCAGUGAAGUUAGGAGUGGACCUCUGAAAUCUGCUGCUCAGCAAAGGGGCCAAAGAGAUACUGACUGUAGCCAGACAGCUUAAUGAUGUGCGAUAGGUAUAUAAUAGUCCAUAUUUGUAGCUGAAGACCAACCACCCCUUCCAGAAGUAUUUUUAUAGAUUUCAGUGUCAACAAGUGUUAUCGUGUCAUCCUAUUGCCUUUAUAUUUUGUGUGUUAUUAAG